UGGAGGGUGGAUCAAAACGGGGCUGAGUUGGACUGGGCUUGUUUGGGCUGGCGGCGAGGUAGUUUGGGUGGAGGUGGAGGUGGUGGUGGCGGUGACGGUGGCGCAGUUGCUGACAUUGGUGAUGGUGUUAAUUGCGCUGCUAGUCGAGGCUCAGUUGUCGAUCGGGAGGCCAAUGAGAAAGAGAAGAGUAAACCGUUACCCACCUUAAAAGACAACGACUUUAUGAAUGACAUCUGUGAAUUGCAUCUGGAGGAGUCGGCAAAAGAACGGUUGCUGGAACACCUCGAACGUGAUAUUGCGGAAAACAAUCUAAUGGACUACAGCGCUCUCAUUGGUAUCCACGAUGUGGAAUUGGCUGUUGACAAUGACCCGGAGGAGGGCUCUGGCACUGGUGUCGGCUUUUUUACCUCUGCGUCUCCCAUCACCAUGGAGAUGGGCUCUAGUGCCACUGCUGGUAGCGUCGGCGUGGUGGGCGUAGGGGGACACCGAGGCUCCGGUCCUGAAAUGCUCGCCUCAGCUGGUGAUGGUCUGGGCGAGGUUUUUGAAGAGCGUCUUUUUGGUCCUAAUCACUCUGCUGCCUCUUUCAUCCCUUCCUCUUUCCCCAUGAGCUCUUUCACUCAUCCUGGCGGCGGUGGUGGUGGCAGUGUUGGCAUAGGCAGUGAACCCUUCUCGGAUUUUAGUCCACCGAAUUCGGAGAAUUUUGACACUUUGGUGGCUGGUGGCAGUGCGGAGGAGGGUUAG
Molecule: messenger RNA, 741 nt
Organism: Hydatigera taeniaeformis
Lineage: Eukaryota; Metazoa; Platyhelminthes; Cestoda; Cyclophyllidea; Taeniidae
Source: the annotation of a GenBank genome assembly